This is a messenger RNA of Podarcis lilfordi (Lilford's wall lizard), 5981 nucleotides long. Lineage: Eukaryota; Metazoa; Chordata; Lepidosauria; Squamata; Lacertidae. The record is from the annotation of a GenBank genome assembly.
GUCCACAAAGGACCUGGCCAGCACCCAGUCUUGACUGGUGGCAUCUCUCAGGGGGUCUUGCAGCAGAGGACUUUUGCCAUCAUCUGCUACUUGACUGCUUUUUAACUGGAUGUGCCAGGGAUGGGGAGCGGGAUCUUCAGGCAAUGCUUGUGCCCUGUCCCUGAUCCAGUCGUCUUCCUCUCUUCUGUCCCUCACAGCCAACGGAACGACGCUCCCAAUUCACCCCUGUUCCUUGCUUCCUCCUGAGGGACUGGAAAUGGCUGAAGCUGGGCUGACUGAGGUAAGUGAAGGUUAUCCUGAGGGAAGUCAAGGUUAGAGGGAGGCCUUGAGCAGGGCGAAUGUAAUGCCAAGCUAAGGACCUGAGCACACCUGAGCACAUGCAGAGCACAUAUGCCCCAUCACUGAGCAACUUCCCAGCCCCGUUUAAUUUGUCUCAACCGUUUCUAUACCACUUGAUUGCCAUUGUCUCUAAGCAGUGCACAUAGUAUUCCGUACAAUGAAAAAGGGUGGAAAUUAUAAAAUAAUUUCCUGUGAGGUGGGCUAGACAGAGCCUGUGACUGGCUCAAGGUCACCAAUGAGCUUCAUGCCUGAGUGGGGAUUUGAACCCUGGCCUCCAUGAGCCCACACUCAAGCUCUAACCACUACACCACACUGCCUCUCAGUAGAUGCUUAGGGAUGGGACUGGGGGCUGUGAUUUUACACAGCUUGGCAUUGCAAAAUCGGGAGUGGGAGUGUGUGUGGGGUCUUGGGCGUCCAUCUUUAAAUGGUGUUUUCCGGAACAGCAGAACCUGAGUGGGGGACGUUUUGCUGUUUCAGGGCCUAGCGAGCGCCAAGGAGAAGGAGGGGCCUUUCGGCAAGGAGGAGGCAUCCCUGACACAGCCAGGCCAGAGGACGAUGUUCUGGCAAGUCAAAGAGGAGAACUGCCGCAUUGUGGGCUCUCUGGGUAAGGAAUAGCGUUUCAGAGGAGAAAAUCUAUGGUCCUCCAGGUGGGGCUGAGCCACAUCUCCCCUCAGCCCCAGGAAGCGUGGCCGAUGGUCAAGGAUGAUGGGAUUUGUAGUUCAGCAACAUCUGAGGGUCGAAGGUUCCCCACAGCUGCCCUAGGGCUUCAGCCCUAACUAGGUCUACUCAGAAGUAAGUCCCGGGGAUGCUUACUCCCAGGUAAGUGGGGUGAGGAUUGCAGCAAACCCCACAAACUUUUCAGGCUGCAAUCCUAAGUGUGUUUACAAGGGGUCAGCCCCACUGGGGAGACUGAAGCACUUUCUUUUCAUACUCAACUCUACCAGGGCCCAUUGGCUACGAUUCAAGCAUGUUUACUCAGAGGCAAGUCUUUCACAACUAAAACCUUUCCUUUAAACUAUCUUCAAUAUAUCAUUUAGUUGGUGCAACUGUAACCAGUCCUUUAAUAAAUGCCUUAUCUCAUCAUAGUCUUUUAGUUUCACCUGAUAUUCUACUUUGGUUAACAGCUCUCUAUACGUCGGCCAUUUGGUUCUCAUUUUCACUUUUUCAAAGAUGUUGUUUCUAAAGAGGAAAACCACCAGGGUGUUUUUUUGCUCCAAGAAGUUUUUGUAUUUCUCCCAUACCAUAAAGAUUGAUUUUCUUAUUAGAUGAUUCUGAACACCUUUCCACCUUAGCUUCUCAUACCAUAAAUAUGCGUGCCAUCCAAAUCUGUUGCCAUGUCCUUCCAAAUCUAGUAAAUCUGCAUUUUUAAAUAUUGUCCAUUCCCGGAGCCAGCAAAGACAGGAUGGAAUAAAGGUGUCUUUAUUCCAACAUGUGCCGCCACCCCGUGGAACGCCCUCCCAUCAGAUGUCAAGGAAAUACGUAAACAACUGACAUUUAGAAGACAUCUAAAGCCAGGGAUGUUUUAAAUGGUUGACGUUUUAUUGCUUCUUUAUUAUUAAUACUAAUAUUCUGUUGGGAGCCGCCCAGAGUGGCUGGGGAAACCCAGCCUGAUUGGCGGGGAAGGCUCCCUUCGAGAUCCUUAUGAGAGCUCCUCAGUGAGAGGGACCAUGUUUCCUGGAGUUCCGAGUGAGAAAUGCUCUGUAGGGUCAGCGCAGACUGGAGCAUCCACAGCAAAGCCACUCAGGGGAGAGAGAGGAUGAAUCCGUUCCUGGGGCAGGUGGUGACAAGCACCUAAGGAAAACUGCUGCCCGCCAGAGAACCCACCCUGUUAAGAGGCACACAGCGCCAGCGGGAAGAAUUUCUGGCCGAGUGCAGACCUUGAUAAAGAUAAGGGAAUGUACCCGAGUGAAAACCAACACAAAUGUUUGGCAUGCGGCAAGAGCUUUGUUUACAGCUCCCAUCUCAUCCAGCACCAGAGGACCCACACUGGGAGAAGCCCUCUGAGUGCUCCGUCUGAGGGAAGAGGUUCAGCACCACUCGGACUGCAGCCGCCACGAGAGAAUCCACAUGGGCGAGAAGCCGUACAAGUGCUGCAAGUGCGGGAAGAGGUUCCAGCUCGCUUCGGACCUCUUUCCCCACCAAAGGAUCCGCACCAGGGAGAAGCUUUAUGAUUGUUUGGGCUGCAAGAAAAGGUUAACGCAGAAAGCCAACCUCGUGAAGCACUGUAGGAAGAUGCACACGGGUGACAAGCCACACCCAUGUCCCAAAAACACCUGAUGGGGUUCAGUGUCAGCUGAUCUUCAAAGUUUGCACCCCCAAUCCUGAUGAACUUGUUUCUUGUUUCUUAAGGUCUUAUGCCAAGGUCCUGCUCUGCAUAUUUUCAGAGGAUGUGGCCUUUGCUGUGCUGAAACCUGGGCAACAAAACAUCCCCUCCUCUGGUCAUUAGGCACUCACACCCUUUCCUGGUAGUUGUUUUUUUAAACAUUUUUAAACUGAUUUUUUAAGAAAUACUAGAACCAUUAAACACUUAUCCAGCAAUACAUCUAAUGGUGUUGGUUCUGUCCAUUGACUUUAGACAUAAACUUACACAUUCAAGGCUCAAACAUACUAUUUAAUGUAAUCUCUCUGCUGAGACUAUUGGGCGGUUGGCAUAACAAGGUUUUGAUUUUGGUCAACAACAAAGUUAAAGAAAGUGUUUCUUUAACUUUAAUUUCUUGGAAAGUGUUACUUUCUGUUUGGAAUUUAAUUGCCCUCCUAUAUCUGGUGAGACGUUUAGACAUUGCUAUAUCCCAGAUAUUAUUUUCAGUCUAGUUCUUCCACUGCUGAGCUAUUGCUAAUUGUGCUACAGUCUGUAAGAAGUCUACUAGUUCUCUGUGGUGCAAGGUAGAACCCAAGUCUACAUCUAAAGAUAAUAUAGGGACAGAGUAGAGCUUUUUUGGCAACACCCCCCCCCCCAAUUAAGUUUUGGGGCUUUUUAAAGCUCUGUUUUCUAUUUUAAAAAACCAGCACAAGCUACUUUUCAUAUGCCCUGGUUUUCCUGGACAAUUUGCCGAGUCAGCCAAAAUCCCCCCGGACACUGUUUUUGCAGUCCGAUUCCUGGAUAUCUCUGGGAUAACCUGGACGUAUGACAGGCCUAGAUAAUAGGGCUAAGACAGGAUUUGGAGAGAGGGGUUGGCUUGUAACUGCAGAUAUAAUGGAGAAUAUUGCAAAAGUUUUUAACAUGUAGGCAUUCCCAGCAAACAGGAAUAAAUGAAACAAGUUUUCCACAACUCUUCCAACAUAAAUGGGAAAGGAAGGGAUUGAUUUUUGCCAACCUGACUAGUGUCUGGUGCCCGCAGAACAUGACCUUGAAGGAGACAUCUUGUAAGUGAGCAGAGGUGCUUUUAAGGGGCAGGGAGUGGUCCAGAUUCCCUCCCAUUUGUGUGGGUGGCCAAAUUCUGAUUCCCAUGCAGUUUGAAGGCUUGUAGCAUCCUUGCUUCAUGGUCUAGUCUCUUCUUCUUCAUCUUCAUCUCUGGCAAUCACUCGUAAGCGAGUAAUGAGCACAGUCUUAACAGUGGGUCCAUAAGUGACUGUGGAGGCCAAUUCUGGAUCCAUACGUCCUUCCACAAUGGGGACAUAGGUUUCUGGCUGGGAGUUGAUCACAGUGAGGGUGUGCCAAAUGUGCCUUCCUCUUAGCGUGUUUCUCCCUUUCGUUCUGAGUUCGAGUGUCUUCAAAGCCCAUGACACCUUUGAUAAAAGCUGUUCUCCAAUUGGAGCGCUCGCAGGCCAGGGUUUCCCAGUUGUCAGUGUUUAUACUAUAUUAUUAUACUACCUUUUUAAAGAUUUGCCUUGAGAGAGUCUUUAAACCUCUUUCGUUGACCACCAGCGUUACGCUUUCCAUUUUUAUGUUUGGAAUAGAGUAGUUUGGAAACCCAGCCAGAUGGGCAGGGUAUAAACAUUAUUAUUAUUAUUAUUAUUAUUAUUAUUAUUAUUAUUAUUAUUGGUUUGGAAGAUGAUAAUCAGGCAUCUGAACAAUGGCUUUAACUGUUUUAAUUCCCAGCUGAUAUUAAACAUGUGCUCAGGGCUCAUGAAUUUUAGGCGCCACUUGUUAAACGUGGUUUUCCCUGAGGUCUUUGGCCCAGUCAUUUUAUAAAAUAUCAGUUGUACAUCUGUAGAAAUGCUUUCAUUGUUUUGGGGGGUGUAGGAAUGGCUUUGGGUUUAGAACUUGAAUCUCAUCUCACUUUUAAUCUAGUACACUGCAUCGAUGGCUCUACAUUGUGAGGCAGAACUUGUAAAAAAGAAGAAGAGAGAAUCAUAGAAUUGUAAAGUUGGAAGGGACCACGAAGAUCAUCAAGGCAACGAGGUUGGAACCCAUGACCCUGGGAUUUAAGAAUCUCAUGCUCUGCCAACUGAGCUUUCCAAAUAGCUUAUAUCUCUGAGCCCUUGCCCCCUUGGCUGAUAAAAAACAGGGACACCUGGCUGGGCCCGAGGGGGUGGCAUACCCUCCAACAUUACUCCGAUGGAAAUAGUGGUGUCCGAUUCUUCUUCUUCUUCUUCUUCUUCUUCUUCCUCCUCCUCCUCCUCCUCUUCUUCAUCAUACCCUACCCAUCUGACUGGGAUGCCCCAGCCACUUUGAGAAGCUUCUAACAUAUAUAAAAUAUAAUAAAACCUUAAACAUCAAAAAAACUUCCCUAUACAGAGCUGCCUUCAGAUGUCUUCUAAAGGUUGUAUAGUUACUUAUCACCUUGGCUUCGGGGUCACAUAACUCCAUACCCUCCAACAUUUCUCUGACAAAAAGAGGGACAUCCCAGGGAAAAGCGGAACAUUCUGGGAUCAAAUCCAAAACUGGGACGGCUUCAGUAAAUCCAGGUCUGUCCCUGGAAAAUAUGGACACCUGGAGGGUCCAUAAGACUCCACUGUUGCUUCUUGGGCAAGAGGGCCCCUUCAGAUGGCAAUAGAGCAAUAACACAAUAGAGCCAUGCAAAUGCCCCGAUGGUGGGAAGAAGAAGAAGAGUUUGGAUUUGAUAUCCUGCCUUUCACUCCCUUUAAGGAGUCUCAAAGCGGCUAACAUUCUCCUUUCCCUUCCUCCCCCACAACAAACACUCUGUGAGGUGAGUGGGGCUGAGAGACUUCAAAGAAGUGUGACUGGCCCAGGGUCACCCAGCAGCUGCAUGUGGAGGAGCGGAGACGCGAACCCGGUUCCCCAGAUUACGAGACUACCGCUCUCAACCACUACACCACACUGGGAGAAUCUCCGACCAUCCAUGCAACUUCAGAGAACACCAGAAAAUGAGGCUUUGUGAUUUCAGCAGAUAAAACGAAGAAAAGAAUGCAAACUGCUUGCUCCACUAGGCUAGAGAAGCAGCUCCCAGUUGCUUAUCAUUUUAAGAAAUGAAACUUGGGAGUGCAACUUGGAGGAUAAAGCUCCCCACUUAUUCUUAUUCUUGCUGUGAAUCAGCCCAUUACCCCAUGGUUACAACCAUUAACCAUGAAGGAAAUCAGCCCUGAGUGCUCACUGGAAGGACAGAUCGUGAAGCUGAGGCUCCAAUACUUUGGCCACCUCAUGAGGAGAGAAGACUCUCUCGAAAAGACCCUGAUGUUGGCAAAGAUGGAGGGGAGAAGGGGACAACAGAGGAUGAGAUUGUUGGACAGUGUUCUCGAAG